Molecule: messenger RNA, 1921 nt
Organism: Somion occarium
Lineage: Eukaryota; Fungi; Basidiomycota; Agaricomycetes; Polyporales; Cerrenaceae
Source: the annotation of a GenBank genome assembly
CAAUAGUAAAGACAAGACUUCAACGGAGGACAAAGUGCAACUUGCAAGUACGUACGUCACCUGAAAACGCCCUACCUAACCGUUGCGGCAGAACACACGUAUAGUCACACGCACGUGAGAUGCGUCACGUCACGUGAGAUGCGUCACGUAAUGGCAUCGCAACACGCGACCGAAUUGCCUUUGCUAUUGGACUUCCACCACAACUCACCGCUACAAAUAACCAACUCCUUUGGAAUCAUGUCCAAACUAGAUAUUGAUCAGAUUAGAAGGAUGUGUAAUCCUGUCACGGGAGUCAGGGCAGAGAUCCUCCUCGCGUUGGCCAAAGCGAAGACGGGACCAGGCUCGGGUUAUGACCUCGGGAAAGGGUCUUCCGGUUUGGCUGCAAUCUGUGCGUAUCUUGCUUCUGAAGAACUCGGAAACGGAGAUGUCACAGAAAAGCAAGCACAAUCGUCGGCAUGUCUUGAUCCGAAGGUGUUCCAUAAGACAUUGAAUUCUGUUAGGACCGUACUCGGAGCGGAUAAGAAUAAUGCGGGGAGAAGAUCUCGACAACUUUUCUAUGAUCGCCUUGUACAGGAGUUCAACUUCCGGCGAGAAGAAUUCAUGAUUUCCUGCAUGGAGGAUGCGGAAAAAGCUCUCAUACAGAACCGCGAGCUUCGAGGAAGAUUAGCUCCUCCAAACGAUGUUGUGACGCUCGCUGUGUUUCUGUGGACGUGCAAUGUCCUUAGAAUACACAGGGCCCAAAUGGACACCUACCACGAGGAUCAUGACAUUUCUUCAGGGGAUCUCAAACAAGUCCGACAAGUUCUGGACGCUAGUUGUGCAUCUGUUGCUCGAGAGAUUAAACUGAAGGUCAAUGCCUUGCGAAGUGAACGUACAGGUGCUCCUCCCACAGCCACAAAGGAACCUUCCAAAGGUUCUGCACCCUCUUCUCCUAACAAAUCAGCACUCCAACGGACUCCUUCGAAGUCUGCACUUAGAGCAGCGAGCCUUUUGUCGUCUCCUACGAAGACACCCACGACAAAGCGGAAAGUGGCCUUUCACACGGAAGGUGAAGAUGAUAACAUGGUCGAUGCUCCUUUGGAGACACCUACGAAGAAGAAGGCUAAGCUCGUUGGCUCUUACAAUACUAUCAAUACUCACGAAAGAGCGUUACCCGCCAUCGAUUUCACGAAAGUAGGAAAGUCACCGAAAAGUGGUGCAGCAUCGUCCUCCAGGGUCACACUGGAUCUCCUUCAACGAGCACGACAGUCAGAUACGUCGGAUACGGAGAUGGCGAACGUCGAAACUGAUGGUGAAACUCCGAUGCUGGUUGAGAUGGAGAGAUCUGCCCCGUCUAUACCUUCGACUCCUCGCCACCCGAAGCGAAGCACAUUAUUCCCAGCAACACCCGGCGAAUUCGAUAUGACACCUAGUCGUCGACAACGCCGGCGUGCGGCAGAAAUAGAAGAUGAAGACGAGGUAGAAGACGAGGAACCGGUCUUACCACGGCGACAUAGACCUGCCUUGCUCGGUCAUCGACAAUGGUUGCAGCGCGAUCCUCGUCUUGAGCGUGAGCAGAAGAUGGCAGAGGUAACAAGACGGAGCAUGCUGGAGAAGUAUGGACAUCCAUUCGAGCACUUACGACUGGCUGCAGCAGUUUCAUGAGAAAUCUGUACAUUGUACGAUAGCUACGUUCCUACAGAGCCGUGUAAAAUUACUAGCACAGAGAAGAUCGAGCAUGGAUAGAUAACCAAAAGAUGUAACAGGACAAAGAUUUGGUUGAUAUAUCGUUCAAAAUGAGGGUAUGCAGACGGCGGGUAUCCAGAGUCACUAUAAUAUGUAUCAUUUCUUCUUCACCCUGGCGCUCGCCUGAUAGAAGCGGAGCGACUUCGCGAUGUAUCCAUAAGAAUCGUACAUCAGCCAGAGAGGGAUGAAGACCCAG